Molecule: messenger RNA, 1443 nt
Organism: Dujonia railenensis
Lineage: Eukaryota; Fungi; Ascomycota; Pichiomycetes; Serinales; Debaryomycetaceae
Source: the annotation of a GenBank genome assembly
AUGACAACCUCUCCUGCACCUCAACAGGCACUGGCACCAUUGCUGAACGAAAGAGCUGCUUCUAUCGGUUGGUACUUUAUCGAAUCGUAUUAUAAUUUCUACAAUUCUAACAUCGAAUCAAUUCAUAAAUUAUACCACCCUAAGGCUUCACUUUCCCAUGCCGGCUUCCCAUCCACAGGAACUCUGGACGGGGAUAAGAUCCAUCAGGCUUCGGGUAUCGAUGCUGUCAAGGCAAGAUUCAGUAAUGACCCACAAUUGAAGAAAAAUGAUAGCAGAAUUGUCGUUUCAAAUGCAGACAUCCAAGUAUCACUUGGUGAUAAGAUUUUGAUCGUCGUGACCGGUGAAUGGUCCAAGGGCGGCCUGCCAUACUGGUCAUUUUCUCAGACAUUCCUUUUGAGUCCAGGCAGAAAGGAGAAUAGUUUAGACUUGACUAACGAUAUCUUAAGAUUUCCAGGAUUCCAAGAUUUCAGUAGAAAGGAAGGUAAAGAAGAAAUAGAAGAGGCCAAGGAAGUUGUUGCUGAGCCAAAGACUGAAGCCAAAGAAACUAAGGUUGAAACUAAGGUUGCCUCAGAGCCAAAAGCUGAAGCAGUUAAGGCAGCUGCACCAAAAGGAGUUGCUGAGCCAAAAUCAGCGGAACCAAAGAAUGAACAGGAAGAAAAGAGCGCUGAACCUGAGCAAAAGCCUAAGAAGGCUGAAGCUACCGUUGCAGCUACGUCCAACAAGGUAGCCGCCGCUGCUGCAGUUGCUGCCACCAAACCAGAAGUAAAGGACACUGCUAAGCCUGAAGAAGCAGAAGAUUUAAGUUCCGGUUCUGCACCAAAACUUUCUUGGGCAGCAAACUUGGCAGCUACCACAGUUAAGCCCACCACCAAGACAUCUUCGAAGUCACCAGUUGAAGCUUCAGCCACUCUUGCUGAAGGUUCAUCUAAUGCUACGUCCACUGUAGCAUCACCUCCAAGCUCUCCUCUUGCGACUGCUGUCACUGUUGCAAGCACGGCCACCAAGACAGCUUCUGUACCGGCAGCGACCACGGGUGCCAAUGGUCCCAAAUACAAGAAGGAUGAAUGGUUCCCUAUUUAUAUCCGUGGAAUCAGAGACCCAAUUUCUGAAGAUUCGCUCAGAAAGCAUCUUAGUGCCAAGUUUGGACCAAUCAAGUUUCUCAAGGUCAAUGUAUUCAUUGCCUUGUGUGAUUUCGUCGACUUUGAAUCUCAACAGAAGGCACUCGAUGCCAAGGAGACUACUAUAAGCGGAAUCACGAUUCAACUUGAAGUCAGAGAAUCCAAGGGUGGAUCUUCUAACAAUAGCAGCAGCAACAACAGCAAUGGAGGCUACACCAAGGUUGGUGGAUCAAAGAACUCUAGUACCAAGGAAAACAAGAAACCUAAUGGCGAUAAGAGAAUCAGAGAUAAGAAACAGGGAAAGAAGGUCAUACCAGCUAAAUGA